AACGAACUCUGAACGCAGCAGUCGAGCCGAGUGCCAAGAACCCCGAGUCUGUAACUGGGGGACCGAGUCCCGUCCCGAUUCUCGAUUCUCGAGUCUUGAGUCCAAGGGAGGGGGUGACCAAGAGGGAAACCAGACGUGUCCUCGUUCCAGGACUACGACUUCGGCUCGAUCCGAUGCGAUUCGGCUGCGCUUUCGGUUCGGUUUCGGCUUUCGACGCACUGCACUCGCUGCGACCAGAGUUUUGAAGUUCCCGCUGGCCGAGUUUCGAAUCAGUUGCCGCCGACUUGUUGGGUCAUUUGCAUAUAAAUCGAUCAGUGCGCCAGUUAUCGGGCCAUCGGAACAAAAGAAAAACAUUUUAAUUAACUAACGAUCAAUUAGUAGAACUGGAUAAGAAAGUGCCGCGAUAAAACCGAGUGACUUCCCGAAAUAAAUAAUUUAUUAUCUGACUUUCCUGCCCGCAAUGUCAAGGACGUUGUCGCAUUGUCGUUGCCAUCCGCUUGGCUGAAGCUAAUUUCAUUGAGAAGGAGAGCGAGGGGAUCCUGCCAGAAGGCUGGCGCCCGACGGUGGGAAUUUCAUCAGCUGUUGUUGUUGUUGUUUAUUUCGCAGCAGCAGUCGGCCUAAUAAAAAUGCAAUUUUUAUGGUUAAGAAAAUAGAGCGCGGACGCCGUUGUGUUGCACAUUGGAAAUUGUGCAGAAGCCAGAAGAAAAUGUGUCUUGGAAAAUGGAAAAGCACGAGCAGCAGCUAUAACAUUGAGCCAGUGAUGUAAUACAGAGCAAAAGUGAAGCGGCGGCAAUUGGCAUUGCAAAAAAGAAACAGAUUAUACAAUUUGUGUUGCUGCUGCACUGAACUAGGACAACAGCAGCAACAACAGCAGCACUUGGAGCGGCAGCAGCAACAACUGUAGCAGCAGCAGCAGCAGCAACAACAACCACUAGUGAUAAAGACCGGCUGGCAACAGCGCAGCGGCCACUUGCAGCAACAUAAUUUCAAAGUCGGAGCGUGGGAAUCGCAAAUCACGGCAGUGGCAGCAACAACAGCAACCGCAGCAACAUCGACCACUCGUGGCUCUCCGGAUCGCUCAUUUCGCUCGCCGUUCUCGCGCUGGCGUUGCUCCGUUUCGCUCGCACCCGCCUGGUGAGCAGACGCGUAUAUUUGGAGGCGUUGGGGCGACCGCUCACGACAGUUGUGCUUGGAACGCUUCGGAGUGAAGAUCGUGCUCGUCCGAUCGGUGCGCGUGAUAAAUACACGGCGAACAAAAUUGAGUGAAGAGACAAUUGACAAGACACGAAAAAUCAUAAUAAACACAAGUGGAAAAGCAACUGCUUGAGAGCAAAAAAGAAAUUGUUUUUUACAAAUCUCGCACGGAAAUUAGCAAGCGUUCGCAAGAAACAAACCGCAUACAAUACUGAACAGAAAAAGAUAUUAAACAAAAAACCGAAAAUAUUUGGCUGCAAAUGUGAAGAGACGAGAGACAGCGGAUAUACCGAGUGAAAUUUGUGUCAUAAGCAGAGCCAAAACAAAACCGAAAAGCCAAAUUCAAUAAAAGGCCAUAAGUGACUGUGAAACUGUAAAGUGAUGUGUGGUAAUCGAAAAACAGCAUAAAGAAUGGCCAUAGACCUCCUGAUCCUGGCCCUGCUGCUCGUCUCGUUCCUGAUAAACCUGCUGGCGCUGUGUGCCUUUUGGAUAACGCCUGGCUUGAGGACCACCGCCAAUCGCUUCACGAUCAACCUGCUGGCCAUCAAUCUCAUUGGCUGCUGCAUCUUGGCCCCCACUUUGUUCCUGGGACUGCCGGGCAAGUCAGCGGAGAUAUCCACUUCCAACGCCGAGACCCUGGAGUUCUUCUCGAAGCCGGGCAACCAUCAGGUGAUACUUCGUCGCAAUGGCCAGCUGGUGGAGCAGGAUGGCGUGGUGGUGCGUAAGAACAUUAGCGAAAACGGCGAUACGGUGGAGACCUUCUUCAAGUGCAAUGCCACCUACUGUCGUGAGUUGACCAUCGAUGAGCGCGGAGAUGGUGGCUUUGUCAUCACGGAAACCGAGACCCACGAAGAGAACCUCUCGGCCUUUGAGAGUUCACCCACGGAGGCUCCCAUUUUGCCGCCCGUCCAACUGAGAUGUUGGUCCAUAGACAUGACAGCUGCGCUGGGAGCUCUGGCAGUGCUGCUCGUGGUGGGGGACACCUGGUGCGCUGUUACGGAUCCUCUGCGCUACCACAGUCGCAUUUCGGGCGUGAAAACCUGGAUCUUCAUAGCACUCACCUGGGUGGUGGGCAUACUCUUUGGAGCCCUUUCCGCCUUCCGAGUUUUGGACUUUGAGGCGGACGCCCUGUUCAGCAGACAGCGACGGCUGGCAGUCACGUACUUCAACAUCAGCAGCACCAAUAGUAUUUUCGGAGUGGUGUACGCCAGUGUCUACUUCAUCGUGAUCAUCCUCCUGCCCUUCGGAUUCGUGUGCGGCAUGUACUGGAGGAUAUUCAGUGAGGCGCGCGGAAAUGGGUUGCGAAUGCGCCAGAACGGCUCUUCGCCGCUGCUGCAGAGCGCCUUGAAUCUGACGGCUGGCCAGCAGGCGGCUCAGGCCAAUCAGUUCUCCAAUAGCUUGUGUGUUCAUCGGCAUUCCAUAUCCUCGGCCAGUUCGCAUGGCGGCAACAGCAGCUUGGGCCUGGGCGGUCUGCAAAUGCAAAUUGAUCAGCGCCAACAGCCGAGGAGUUCGCCCAGUUGUCUCCGUAGGGACUCGGCCGCGAAAGUACUUCUGCCCACCAUCUCGGAUGAUGGUGGCUCAGAUGCGGAAAGUGGAACCGGAGUUCAGCUGAUGCCCGUACAGGAGCACUCCCUGUCCGAUAGAAAUCAGAACAUUAUGCUGACUCUGCAAACAGCCAGUGGUGAGAUCAAGAGGAACUACUCCGCCAGACAGCUGCCCCUGUUGGGCACUUCUUCGCAGGAUCUGAGGGAAACGAAUCGCCUGCAGGGCAUUCGUCAGGUGCACAGUUCGCCCAAUCUCCACAAGUACACGGAACUGCGCCAGGACUCGCUCAGUGAGGAGUGUGGUUCCCCGCAUCUUUUGGGUCACGCCCAGCGGCAGCAGCAGCAGCAGUUGCACCUGCAACAUCAGCAGCAGCAGCAGCAUCAUCAUCACCAGCAACAUCACCCGCACUUCAGUUCGCCGCGCCACCAGCAACACGGCCACGCCCUCCAGAUUCCCGCCAUUCAUGCCUCCCCCAAGGCUCUGAGUUACAUGAGCUCCUUGCGACACCGUUUGAGCAACGCCAGUUCGCUGUUCAAAUACCGUGAGGAGUCGAGAGCCGCCCGCAUCAGCAUCCUGGUGGUGGUGAUGUUUGUGGUCUCGUACCUGCCCUUCGGACUGCUGGUACUCCUGCAAUCGCGACUGUCGGCUGCCAAUUUUGGCGGAUCCUCCCAGCUGGCCAUCUUCAUGAUCCUGCUGGCCAAUCUCAGUUCGCCAUUCAUCUUCGCCUACAGGAACAAGAGGGUGAGGCGAGGAGUCAAGCGGCUGUUUGGUCUGGAUUCGUCGUCGGGCCUGCAGCGCAACUGCAGCAGCAGUGUAAAGACCAAUGGCACCGCGGGUCCUGCUGCAAGUGGUGCACAAUUGCAGCGCAACAGCAGCAAGUUGUCGCAGUACAGCAGCAACAGCUGCAAGUACCUCACCCCCCAGAGCUCACUGGUCAGUCAAGUGCCGGUGCAUACGACCUUGACGUUAAGGCCCAACAGCAGCUGCAGCACCAUCAUCAAUUUCGGUGGCGCCAGGGGCUCAGCGGACUCCGAUGAGCAGCCACCGGCAACACCACCCCCCACUGUGGCAGUGGCUCCACCGCCCACACGACCGCAGCGCCCCAAACUGCAGAGGGGCAUCACCAUCGUGGAGCACAUAGCUAUAACACCAACCAUGCCCCAAAAGUUCCAGAAUCGGCGCGCCAGGCUCUUCGACAUGUUCUUCCGCAGCUCCAAGAAACUGCAGGCGGGCUGCCAGAGCCAGAGUUUGCCCACUGAGGUCUAAACGGGGGGUUAUGAUAACUAUACAUUUAGGAAGGUAAACAAACACUAAACUUGCUUGCUGAAGAAUUCUAAAAACAGUAUUCGUAAUUUGUAAGUCUAGCAAUUAACAAAGACAACUGUUUGAAUUUGAGUUUUAAGACCAGAUCAUGCUGUCCUAGAAGCUUCUCAUGCCAAAAAACGAAACCACAAAGAAAGUCAAACUAGAAAGUUUGAGAUGCUUUAAAGUAACAAAAAAAAAAAAAAAAACAAAACAAAGUACCUUUUAAAAAAUAGAAAACUGUGUACAAGUCAAAUUAACAAAGAUUGAGAGUGAUGGGAGUUAUAAUCUUAGGGUGGAUAUCAAACUGAAAAGUGGAACCAAGCCAAGCCAAGUUGAGAUCGUAAUCAAUGUACCUAAGCAACUUGCAUAUGAACAUUUAAUGUUUUUACUCAGAUGAAAUCACAGGAAAAUAGCAAAGACAGCACAGCUUAUUCGAACUUCCCCACUAGUUUAUUAUUUAUUGAAACAAUUGUAAAUAUUUAUUAGACAUCCACGCCGCAAAGCUUUAACUCCAAAAACAUUCUGGCUAAACAAGAAGAGACGCAUACAUUCAAUUCAUAAGUUAAUUAAGUCAAUGUGCAAAGCAUAUGUGUAUUCUAGAGUUUAAGUUGUAGAGCCGAGUAGUCUUAAACCGAGCACCUAGUGCCGAGCAGUGCUUUUCCACCUGGCCAACUGGAGCGACUGUUGCAGGCGGCAUUUUCAUAUUGAAAAUGCAUUUUGGCCAGUGCACAGUUGGCUUUCCAGUUGGCCAGAAUGUCAGUCAGCAGUUAGUUAGCCUUUGGUUAGCCAACGGCUAUUGGGCCAUUAAGUCAAUUUGCUUUUUAGAACACCGCGGGCAUUGCGUGCAGCUAAAUACCUCAUUAGAUAUAAUUUAAAGUGCGAGAUGGAUGGCGGCAAUAGGUCAAAGGUCGGAGCCAUCGGCACGGCCCAUGCAUAAUGCAUGGAAAAUGUUCGAUUGCCCCUGGCAUUUGUAUCGUUUGCUUUACUAAGCUGCAGGCCAGAAAGCUUUAUACCUUAAGUUCUCCUGCGUUGAUUUCCCUUGGCUGCACAAAAAGGCAACAAAAGCAACACUCACACAACACAAAACAACCUCGAAUUUAUAUUUCUAAAGUUUAUAUUUUAUAAAGAGUGUGUGCAUAGGAAAUAUCUAUAAAUAUUCAUGCAUGUGUGUCGGACAAAGGAAAUAUUUCAAAACCAAUUAUUGUGAUGUUGAGCAAGGGGGCAACCAAGAAUGUAAUUUCGAAAUGCAUUAAAAAUAACUUAAAACAUGUAUUAAUAGUUAUACUAUAUACAAGCUUAUGUGUGUAUACAUACUGUACUAAAUAGUGAUAUUUUUUCAAAUUUAUUCAACUGUCAUUCGCUAAACCAUUCGAUGUAAGCGCAAAAAGCAAGUGUAAAACCAAACCAAGUUCAAUGUGACAAAUUAGCUUUUAAUCCGAAAAGAAAAGCAACUAUUGGUGGCUGAUGCAAGUCAAAUCCGGUAUAUUCCAGCCAAGCUGCUAAUAAAUUCGAAAACGAAACACAACCAAACCAUACCAAACCACAAAAAGAGCAAGAAACUAUUCAAAUAAAAGAUUAUGUGUCUUAAAAGAAUUAA
This is a messenger RNA of Drosophila simulans, 5641 nucleotides long. RefSeq lists its product as uncharacterized. Lineage: Eukaryota; Metazoa; Arthropoda; Insecta; Diptera; Drosophilidae. Gene Ontology annotation, biological process: adenylate cyclase-activating adrenergic receptor signaling pathway. Gene Ontology annotation, molecular function: G protein-coupled receptor activity; dopamine neurotransmitter receptor activity, coupled via Gi/Go. The record is from RefSeq and is a predicted model, not a curated record. Gene Ontology annotation, cellular component: membrane. Bases 1606 to 4005 code for a protein of 799 amino acids. The transcript is spliced from 3 exons.